AUGUGCGGCAUCUGGGGACUGUUCGGAUGCGAGUACGAUCCAAAGCUUCACAAGACCAGCUUCGACUCCAUUGUUGGCCGCGGCCCCGACUUCACCAUCGUCAAGACCGUACAUAAGAAUGUGGUGCUCGGGUUUCAUCGUUUGGCCAUUGUCAGAGUAAGGUUUUGUUACAUAGUGUCACUUUCUUGGUUUAUAUUUAUAAGUUAUAGAUAUAGAAAACUCAAAAGGUACCUUUCUGUGAAAUGUAUAAACCAAAGUCUUACUUUUUUGUAAGAUUUUUUCUUUAAUUUUAGGUUUUGAACAACUCUAUUCAGAUCCAGAUUGACCUCCCAAUACUUUAAAACCUCUUUUUGUUAUUUUUAGCCAGGAGACGAGCCCUCAAACCAGCCCAUCUGUUACAAAGGGCAACAAGUAGUGUGUAACGGGGAGAUUUACAACCAUGAGUACUUGAAGAAGAUGUCUGGCUUCGACCAUCAUGACGUUGAGAACGGUGGAUCCGACUGUGCCGCCAUCCUCCACUCGUUCCGCUUCUACAACGGUGACCUUCAGAAGACGUGUAGCUCCCUGGACGGUGUAUUCGCCUUCGCUUUGUGGGAUGGAGAAUGUCUGAAUGUUGGCCGUGAUCCUCUCGGAGUACGACCUCUGUUCUACGGCUUCCAGAACGACGGUUCGUUGGUGUUCGGAUCAGAAGUCAAGUGUAUCUCACAGCUGGUACAGAAGGUGGAGUACUUCCCUCCAGGGUGUUGUGCCCAGAUCAAGUUGUCACAGUUGAUCAACAAAGCGCCGGUCCACAUCAGACAGUACUACUUUGUACCAUCUAUUCCUAAUUUGACCGUGGAUGCUACUGGAGCUAUCGUGAGUUUGUUGAUCUUGUAAAUGUAUUUUGUUUUAAAUAAGUCCAUUCAGUAAGGCACAUUAGGUAGCCUAAUUAAAAUCAAUCAUUUUUUUGCUUCGUGUAGUUCCUUACUAACCUUUAACUUCAGGAGACCAUCAGGAAUCUACUGGUUGAUUCAGUCCACAAACGUUUAAUGGGUAACCGACAGUUUGGUUUCAUGUUGUCCGGAGGGCUUGACAGUUCUCUAAUUGCGGCCAUCGCCUCCCAAUACCUAACAGACGUGAAGCCAGUAGCCUUUUCCGUAGGCUUCGAAGACUCUCCGGAUCUGGAAAUGGCGCGCAAAGUGGCCGAACAUCUGGGGAUCGCCCACGAGAUCUUGAUCAUCACACCCGAAGAGUGCUUGGCCAUCAUCCCCGAAGUGAUAUACGCGCUCGAGACAUUCGAUCCGCUGAUUAUUCGCUGCGGAGUAGCCCAUUAUCUCCUCUGCAAACACAUCGCCAAGCAUUCGGACGUCAAAGUGUUGUUAUCCGGGGAAGGGGCGGACGAACUGUUCGGCUCCUAUGCCUACAUGCAGAAUGCCCCCAACACCGCAUACCUACACAGAGAGAUCAUCAGAAGACUAAAACACUUGCAUCAGUAUGAUGUUCUCAGAUGUGAUCGGGCAACAUCGUGCCACGGUCUGGAGAUUCGGGUACCGUUCUUGGACAAGAAGAUUAUCGACUUCUGUGCUCGAUUACCGCCAAAGUAAGUUGCUAAUAUAGCAAGCAUGAAGCUUUUCUAAAUUUUUAAUAACAAAAGACGACUUACAAAUAACUAAUAUUACCUAAAACAAUCAAAAAUUUGCGUUAAACCGCAAUUUUUUUAAUUUUUAAACAUAAAACAACAUGAAUUCAUGCCAUAAUAAAUUAUAAUAACUCAAAACAUCUUCAGAUUCAAACUGUCCUCAGGUAAAAUGGAGAAAUACUUACUACGCAAAGCAUUUGACGGCUGGAUACCUCACGAUGUGCUGUGGAGAAGCAAGGAAGGCUUCAGCGAAGCUCUCGGCAAGAUGUGUUUGGGCACGAUAGUCCACGAUUACGUUGAUAAUCUCAUUUCUGAAGUCAAAAUGGACUCAAAACUCAGCGCAUUCCCGUGGCAUUGUCCUGAAACAAAAGAAGAGUACUGGUACAGGCAGUUGUUCGAGAAGUACUAUCAAGUAUCCAAGAUGCACGACGUUAUCCAUCAGAAAAUUUACAGGUAAGAAUUAACUUGGAGUUAAGAGUAAAAAAUAGGUAUAUAAAAGCUGUUUUACACUAAUCUAGCUUAACAUAAACAGCCUUUACUUUUGUGAUCAAAAUUGUUAUUUUAAUACCUAAAAUAUUAUUGUAAAUCAACCAUAUAUCAACUUAUAUAAUCGUUACCUUCAGAUCGGCCGCAUGGCAGAUGAUGGACGAAAAAGAAAACUGUGAUAAACCAAUGUUGAACAUUGAAGCAGUCAGAUUCCGUCGACGGUCAACAGGUUCAGCAAAGUUCUCUGGAGUAGCGUAA
This is a messenger RNA of Bursaphelenchus okinawaensis, 2362 nucleotides long. Lineage: Eukaryota; Metazoa; Nematoda; Chromadorea; Rhabditida; Aphelenchoididae. The record is from the annotation of a GenBank genome assembly.